This is a messenger RNA of Chroicocephalus ridibundus (black-headed gull), 1002 nucleotides long. RefSeq names its product olfactory receptor 5J3-like. The record is from RefSeq and is a predicted model, not a curated record. NCBI's taxonomy places the organism in Eukaryota, Metazoa, Chordata, Aves, Charadriiformes, Laridae. The transcript has a single exon. Gene Ontology annotation, cellular component: membrane. Gene Ontology annotation, molecular function: G protein-coupled receptor activity; olfactory receptor activity; odorant binding. Gene Ontology annotation, biological process: G protein-coupled receptor signaling pathway; sensory perception of smell. The coding region runs from base 19 to 1002 and encodes 327 amino acids.
CUAGCAGGCAACAGUUAAAUGACAAUGACGGCCCAAGCCAAUCACACCCCUGUGACUACCUUCAUUUUCACAGGAUUAACUGAUAGACCGGACCUGCAGCUUCCCCUGUUCGUUGUCUUUUCCCUGAUCUAUGGGCUGACGUUGCUGGGUAAUGUGGGAAUGAUACUGAUCAUCAGGUUUGACCCACACCUGCACACCCCUAUGUACUUUCUCCUCAGCAACUUGUCCUUCUUAGACGUCUGCUGUUCUUCCACCAUCACUCCCAACAUGCUGCUCAACUUCUUAGCGGCAUCAAAGGGAGUUUCGUACAAUGGCUGCCUUAUGCAGUAUAGCUUCUUCACACUUUUUGCCACCACUGAGAUGUUUCUCCUGGCUGCAGUGGCAUACGACCGCUAUAUGGCCAUUUGUAACCCACUGCUGUACACUGUCGUUGUGACCAAAAAGGUCUGCGUACUGUUAAUAGCUGGCUCGUAUUUGGGGGGAGCUGCAAAUUCUCUGAUACACACCUAUGGCUUGCUGAGGUUGUCCUUUUGCAACUCAGAUGUCAUUGAUCACUUUUUCUGUGACCUCCUCCCUCUCCUAAAACUCUCUUGCAGUGACACCCAUCUCAACAAGCUCCUUGUUUCCAUAUUUGGUGCUUUAAUUGAGGCAACCACUCUUACAGUCGUCAUCAUUUCUUACUUUUUCAUCAUUGCCAUGGUGCUGAGGAUCCACUCUGCCAAGGGCAGGCAGAAAAAGUUCUCCACCUGUGCCUCCCACCUCACAGCCGUUUUCACAUUUCACGGCACAAUCCUGUUCAUGUAUUUCCACCCCCGUUCCAGCUACUCGCUCAGCACUGAUAAAACCUUUUUUGUGUUCUACACAGUGGUCAUUCCUCUGCUCAACCCCUUGAUCUACAGCUUGAGAAACAACGACGUGAAAUGCGCUGCAAGGAAACUGUUGAAGAGAAAGGUCCUUCCCUGCGGAAAGCCUUCCAGAAGGGCAUGUGGGGUAACUCCAUAA